AUGUCUGGCUUGGAAUCAGGUUCAGGUUCUCGCUAUGUCCAUCAACUACUCGGACCAGAACUGCAGCUCCAAAGAUCAUCCCAACCCUAUCUCAACGUAUCUCAACUCACGGAUUCCAAACUGUCACCAGAGAAAGAAGAAAGCACUGAUGCUGAUGCUGAUGCUGCCACCACCAGCUCAGGCGCGGGAACCACUCCAGGGCGCAGGCCUCGAGGACGUCCAGCAGGCUCAAAGAACAGGCCCAAGCCACCAAUAAUCAUUACUCGCGAUAGUCCAAAUGCGCUGAGAUCCCAUGUACUUGAAAUUACUUCUGGUUCGGACAUAGUUGAUUCAGUAUCAAACUAUGCAAGGCGCCGUGGGCGGGGUGUUUGUGUACUCAGUGGGACUGGGGCCGUUACAAAUGUGACAUUGCGGCAACCAGCUGCUCCAGCCGGAAGCGUCGUAACACUACAUGGGCGGUUUGAAAUUCUAUCUCUAACUGGGACUUCGCUUCCGCCACCAGCGCCUCCUGGAGCUGGGGGCUUGACUAUUUAUCUAGCCGGUGGUCAGGGUCAAGUAGUCGGAGGGAGCGUGGCGGGUCCAUUGAUAGCUUCAGGUCCAGUUGUACUAAUGGCUGCAUCCUUUGCUAAUGCUGUCUAUGAUAGGUUACCUGUUGAGGAGGAAGAGCCACCAGUGCAGGUGCAACCAGCAGCUUCACAGUCGUCUGGAGUGACUGGGAGUGGUGGAGGGCAGUUGGGUGAUGGAGGCAGUGGCGGAAACAAUGGUGGCGCUGGAAGUGGCGCUAGUGGAACCGGUGGUGGAGGUGUUCCUUUCUAUAAUUUGGGAGCCAACAUGGGAAGUUAUCCUUUUCCAGGUGAUGUAUUCGGCUGGAGUGGUAGUGCAACAAGGCCUUCCUUCUAGUCAAUCAUUAUGUAGUACAUCUUAUAAUUUCUAGAAUCAAGAAUAUUCUGCAAUGUUUAUAAGCUUUGGAUUAGUUUUCCAUCAUUGGGUUAUUGAUGUGAUGAAGACAAGUCAUGCGGGGUAUCUCAAUUUUGGCCCUCUUUUCAAGUUGAGGAAGAAGAAGAAGAAGAAACUAAGCGUGGUAUCCAUGGUGUUGCUAUUCAAGAAUGACGUCUGUAAUUAGUUUAAUUAUGAACGGGAAUUGUAUUCCAUCAGGAAAGAUCAUCAAGAAGCGAAAUCGAUGGGAAAAAUUGCUGCAAAACGAUGAAUCUCGCUUGAAGCUUGAAGAAGAAUGAUUAAUCAGUAAGUCUAGAUUCGUGUAAAAAACAUUCUGACAGCAUUUCCUUUUGUCUUUCUU
Messenger RNA from Theobroma umbraticum, 1297 nucleotides. RefSeq names its product AT-hook motif nuclear-localized protein 25-like. Gene Ontology annotation, molecular function: DNA-binding transcription factor activity; minor groove of adenine-thymine-rich DNA binding. Gene Ontology annotation, cellular component: nucleus. Gene Ontology annotation, biological process: vegetative to reproductive phase transition of meristem. The record is from RefSeq and is a predicted model, not a curated record. NCBI's taxonomy places the organism in Eukaryota, Viridiplantae, Streptophyta, Magnoliopsida, Malvales, Malvaceae.